This is a messenger RNA of Ricinus communis (castor bean), 1860 nucleotides long. Its product is annotated as ubiquitin carboxyl-terminal hydrolase 7. The record is from RefSeq and is a predicted model, not a curated record. Gene Ontology annotation, molecular function: proteasome binding; protein binding; cysteine-type deubiquitinase activity. The transcript is spliced from 19 exons. Gene Ontology annotation, biological process: protein deubiquitination; regulation of proteasomal protein catabolic process; proteasome-mediated ubiquitin-dependent protein catabolic process. Bases 1 to 1668 code for a protein of 555 amino acids. Lineage: Eukaryota; Viridiplantae; Streptophyta; Magnoliopsida; Malpighiales; Euphorbiaceae.
AUGAAUUGUAGAAGCAACACAGAAACUCCCAGGGUAACCCGUAUUCCGUUUUCGGACUCGGAUUCGGACCCAGAAAGUGAAACUGCUUGCUAUAAAAUCAGAAAUCGAAAUCUUACGAAAGCUCUCAAAGCUCUCUCAAAAUUUUCCCUUUUCUCAAGCGAAGUAGAAAGACAAAACGUUAAAACCCACAUCCAUCGAUCUCUCAGAAACCCACCAGUCAUGCUUUCAGUGAGUGUAAAAUGGCAAAAGAAGGUCUUUCCACAAGUGGAGAUUGACACGAGCCAGCCCCCUUAUCUUUUCAAGUGCCAAUUGUUUGAUCUAACUGGAGUGCCCCCCGAGAGGCAAAAAAUUAUGGUUAAGGGUGGUUUAUUGAAGGAUGAUGCUGAUUGGGCAACAGUAGGAGUGAAGGAGGGUCAAAAAUUGAUGAUGAUGGGAACUGCAGAUGAGAUUGUGAAAGCCCCUGAGAAGGGCCCUGUUUUCAUGGAAGAUCUUCCAGAAGAAGAGCAAGUGGUUGCUGUGGGUCAUACUGCUGGCCUAUUUAAUCUGGGAAACACCUGUUACAUGAACUCUACAGUACAGUGUUUGCAUUCUGUUCCAGAGUUGAAGUCUGCUUUAGUAAAGUAUCCAUCUGACAGGAGAAAUGAUUUGGAUCAGACAUCUCAUAUGUUGACAACUGCAACUCGUGAGCUGUUUAAUGAGCUUGAUAAAAGUGUCAAGCCUGUGGCACCUAUGCAGUUUUGGAUGGUGUUGCGCAAAAAGUAUCCACAAUUUGGUCAAUUGCAUAAUGGUCUCUUCAUGCAGCAGGAUGCUGAAGAAUGUUGGACACAACUUUUAUACACUCUUUCACAGUCUCUUAGACCACCAAGUCCCAGUGAAAAUCCGGAUACAGUGAAAGAACUUUUUGGGAUUGAUCUUGUAAGCAGGAUACAUUGCCAAGAAACUGGCGAAGAGAGUUCAGAGACAGAAUCAGUUUAUUCACUUAAGUGCCACAUAUCACAGGAUGUGAACCAUUUGCAUGAAGGACUAAAGCAUGGCUUGAAAUCUGAGCUGGAGAAAGCUUCCCCUUCCUUAGGGCGUAGUGCAAUUUAUUUGAAAGAGUCUUGCAUCAAUGAUUUGCCAAGGUACUUGACUGUUCAAUUUGUUCGAUUUUUCUGGAAGAGGGAGUCAAAUCAGAAGGCCAAGAUUUUGCGUAAAGUGGAUUACCCAUUAGAGCUGGAUGUUUAUGAUUUCUGUUCAGCUGAUCUUCGCAAACAAUUGGAAGCACCUCGCCAGAUUCUACGGGAUGAGGAGGGUAGAAAGCUUGGCUUGAAAGUAAAUGAGAAAAGCUCUGGCUCAAAAGAUAACGAUGUCAAGAUGACUGAUGCAGAGGGACCAUCCAGUGGAAGUGGGGAAUCUUCAAAGGCCACAUCUGAAGAGGGUGAAUCGUCACACAAAGUAUCAAGUCUAACUGGAAUAUAUGAUUUAGUUGCUGUGCUGACCCAUAAAGGGAGAAGCGCCGAUUCAGGGCAUUAUGUUGCUUGGGUAAAACAAGAAAGUGGGAAAUGGAUCGAGUAUGAUGAUGAUAACCCCAUCCCACAGCGGGAGGAAGAUAUAACGAAACUCUCUGGAGGAGGUGACUGGCAUAUGGCGUAUAUUUGUAUGUACAAGGCACGUGCUGUCCCCAUGUAAUCUUCAUUUUAUAUCAUUGUUUAUUUGUUUUAUUUAGAUUCGAGUCACAAAGGGAUUUUCUCUGUAGAUUCAGAUCAUGAAAUGGGCAAAAUACAUAUUACAGAGUUUGCAAUUGUUGUACUUUAGAAAUUGUCAUAUGCUUGUGCUUGCCUGGUGGUUUAAGCUUCAAUGAUUUGGGUUUGAUUUUUCUAA